CCUGAGACUGAGAGGUCAAACUAUUUUGGCCUUAAACUUGAUGAUAUUAAGCUUUGCAUUCUUAAUCUUAUAUUGUUUCAGCACUUUUUAAUUUGCAUCAAAUUACAAUAUUCGGCCAUUAUAUUGACGUUUUGAAAUCUUUUUCGACCCUGUUUACAUUGUCUUAGGAAAAGUAUAGGCUUGACUAGUUUGGGGUGAGUCUCCACUCGCUUUUCAGAGAAAAGUGAGUCCCAAAGGUGAAUUGUUAUGACAGGAGGUGAAUCCGCUCCUGGUGAUUUCCAUGAGACAGGUGAAUCUAUGACUGGUUCCCAACCUCAGGGAUUUGCUGGACUGGCGAGUUAACGUCGAGUGCCUGAGGAGGGGGGUCCGGGCAUAAACUUGAUAGCUGCAUUAAAACAAUGAAAUGUCAAAUGAAGCCGGCGGCUAUUUCUUGCACCGAUGGAUCCAGCAUUGCUGAAGGAGAGAGAAGCUUUCAAAAAGAGGGCGCUAGCACAACCAUCAGUCGAAAAGAGAAAGGCCCAGAAAAGAACUGAAAAUGAUCGCAGUACUAAGAAGGCACGGCCAGCGCCAAAACCUAAAGCCGAUUUUAACUACAAGGCAAUGCAAGGAAGUUCACAGUUUAAGUUUGGAAUAUUGGCAAAAAUAGUUAAAUAUAUGAAGCAACGGCAUCAACAGGGAGACACUUAUCCAUUAUCAAUUGAUGACAUUCUUGACGAAACAAAUCAACUUGAUGUCGGAGCACGGCAUAAACAAUGGCUAUUGACCGAGGCCCUCGUCAACAAUCCCAAGAUCAACGUCGUGGAUGACAAUAAGUUUGUCUUCCGCCCGAAGUAUAACAUCCGAGACCGGAGGGGGUUAAUGCGAUUGCUGGAGCGGAAUGACCUGAAAGGAUUGGGUGGUGUUUUGAUGGACGACGUCGAAGAGGCUGUGCCGAAAUGUGGGCGAGUUAUUCAGCAAUUGGGCAGCCAAAUCACCAAAAUCAUGCGACCCGCCGAUAAAAAAGAAAUCCUCUUCUACAACGAUAAGAGCUUUGAAUUCACAGUUGACGAGAAUUUAUAAAAUUAUGGCGAGGCGUGUCCGUAGAUGGGGUAGAUGAAAAUAAGAUAGAUGAGUACCUGGACCAGCGGGGAAUCACUACCAUGCAGGACGUCGGAGCAAAAACAGCAG
Lineus longissimus is the source of this 1167-nucleotide messenger RNA. Its product is annotated as transcription initiation factor IIE subunit beta-like. The record is from RefSeq and is a predicted model, not a curated record. NCBI's taxonomy places the organism in Eukaryota, Metazoa, Nemertea, Pilidiophora, Heteronemertea, Lineidae. Gene Ontology annotation, molecular function: TFIIH-class transcription factor complex binding. Gene Ontology annotation, cellular component: transcription factor TFIIE complex. The transcript is spliced from 7 exons. Gene Ontology annotation, biological process: transcription initiation at RNA polymerase II promoter. Bases 439 to 1059 code for a protein of 206 amino acids.